This is a messenger RNA of Scaptodrosophila lebanonensis, 5582 nucleotides long. It is a transcript of the gene brm, whose product is annotated as ATP-dependent helicase brm. The transcript is spliced from 6 exons. Lineage: Eukaryota; Metazoa; Arthropoda; Insecta; Diptera; Drosophilidae. Gene Ontology annotation, cellular component: nucleus. Bases 266 to 5224 code for a protein of 1652 amino acids. Gene Ontology annotation, molecular function: DNA binding; histone binding; ATP-dependent chromatin remodeler activity. Gene Ontology annotation, biological process: positive regulation of transcription by RNA polymerase II. The record is from RefSeq and is a predicted model, not a curated record.
UUCAUAACUGAUUUAUGCACCGCACAUAAAAUCAAGUUUACCAAUGUUUCGUACAACGUGCUUUACGUGUACUACACAACUGUAGUUGUUGUGAAAAUUGUGAAGCAAAAGCGAUUACAAUAAUGUCUUAUUCUGCGUUGAAGGCGUAUAGGAUUGAAUAAGAGUUGCUAUAGCACGUCUAACUACGUCGCAUGGGUUGCUGUUGCCUUCAGAAGCCGCAGCGUUAAAUUUUGGUCGCCCUUAAUAUAGGAGGAAGUUAAGAAAUAUGGCAUCGCCUUCGCCGGCGAACAGUCCCAUGCCGCCACCGCAAGCACCGAGCCCUAUGGCACCACCAUCCCAAAGUCCUGCGCCCUCGCCUCAUAGUCCAUACCCCCAUCAGCAGCCAGGCCCACCACAGGGUCCACAAGGGCCACCUGGUGGACCGCAUAUGCAAGGACCACCACCGCCCGGACAUCCCGGACCGUAUGGGCAUCCUAUGCAACAUGGCCCGCCUGGUCAGGGUCCACCUGGUCAUCAUAUGCCGCCCCAUCACCAAGGAAUGAGUAUGUGGUUGUCUACUUCAAGCUUUAUUUCCAACUAUAAUCGAACUCUUUCAUGUACAGAUCCACAUAUGGGCAUGCAGAUGCCGCCAACUGGUCCAAAUAUGUCACCAAUUGGUUAUCAAACCCACGGCAUGCCUCCCAACGGACCGCAACAGCCCGGUCAAGUGCCACCUGGCCCGCCUGUGCCGCCCGAGCGUUCCGGUCAGGAGAAUCUUCAUGCGUUGCAGCGCGCCAUUGACUCGAUGGAGGAGAAGGGUAUGCAGGAGGAUCCACGUUACUCCCAGCUAUUGGCCAUGCGCGCCACCUCCAAGCAUCAGCAUCUCAAUGGCAAUCAGGUGAACAUGCUGCGCACCCAGAUCACUGCAUAUCGUCUGUUGGCGCGCAACAAACCGAUUUCCAUGCAAAUGCAACAGGCGCUGCAGGCGGCGCAGCAGCAACAACCACCCAUUGGACCACCGGGCAUGCCGGGUGUACCGCCGGGAGUACAGCACGGUGGUCAGCCACCGGUGCAGCCUCAGCAGCCGCCGUCAACGGGCACUCCACCACAAUGCUCAACGCCACCGGCCAGCCCCUACGGUCAGCCGGUACCCGGCCAGAAAUUGCAGCCACCGCCACCACACAUGCAGGGUCAACCACUGCCCGCUCAGCUUCCGGGACAGCAACAACCGCAACCGCCGGGUAUGCCGCCUGUGGUGGGUGUUCCCCUACCUCAACAGCAGCCGCCGGUAGAGCUGCAACAUCAGUUGCCAAAUGGUGGAAAGCCCUUGGCCAUGGGUGCCGCCGGUGGUCAGCCCUUGAUAGCCACGCCCAUGCAAGCGCAAGGUGUGCGAGCAGUGAAUGCAGCGCCGACACUACCCGGCUUGCCAGGCAAUCAGGUAGCGCCUGGCAUGCCACCAGCUCCACGACCCGGAGCACCUCCCGGCCAGCAACAGCCCAUGGCAAAGCCUAAUCGCGUUACCACAGUGGCCAAACCCGCUGGUCUGGAUCCCAUUACGUUGCUGCAGGAGCGCGAGAAUCGCAUUGCGGCGCGCAUUUCGCUGCGUAUGCAGGAACUUCAGCGGCUGCCAGCUACCAUGUCGGAGGAUCUGCGGCUGCAGGCGGCAAUCGAGCUGCGAGCGUUGCGAGUCCUAAACUUCCAACGGCAGCUGCGCAUGGAGAUCGUGCAAUGCACGCGACGGGACACGACGCUAGAGACCGCUGUUAAUAUGAAGGCCUACAAGCGUACCAAACGCCAGGGACUGCGUGAAGCUCGUGCCACCGAGAAGCUGGAAAAGCAGCAGAAACUCGAAGCGGAACGUAAGCGGCGUCAGAAGCAUCUGGAGUUCUUGGCCGCCGUGCUGCAGCAUGGCAAAGAUCUUCGCGAGUUCCAUAGAAAUAACAAGCUGCAAUUGGGACGCAUGAACAAGGCGGUGAUGAAUUACCAUGCGAAUGCAGAGCGUGAACAAAAGAAGGAACAGGAACGAAUUGAGAAGGAGCGUAUGCGGCGUUUAAUGGCCGAGGAUGAGGAGGGUUAUCGCAAGCUUAUUGAUCAGAAAAAGGAUAAGCGCCUGGCGUUCUUGCUCUCGCAGACGGACGAGUAUAUUAGCAACCUCACACAGAUGGUUAAACAGCACAAGGACGAUCAGAUGAAAAAGAAGGAGGAGGAGGGCAAGCGGCUACUGCAGUACAAGAAGGAGCUGCUACUGAGCGGGGAAUACGUAAACAUCGAUGAUGGCUGCAUUGCGGCCGAUAUGCGUGUCCAUGUGGUGGAACAGUGCAGCGGCAAGAAGCUAACUGGUGACGAUGCACCUAUGCUAAAGCACUUGCAUCGCUGGCUGGACAUCCACCCUGGCUGGGAUUGGAUAGACGACGAGGACGAUGGCGAAGAUGCUUCCGGAAAGGAGAAAUUACGUGGUCUCGAGAAGGAGGAACAGAAUGAGCGUAAAUCAGAUACAGAGACAUCGCAGGAGGCUGAUGUGGAAGAGAAGGAUCUAAUUAAGAGCGCCAAGGUGGAGGAUGAUGAAUACCGUACCGAAGAGCAAACUUACUACAGCAUUGCGCACACCAUACAUGAGAAGGUAACCGAGCAGGCGAGCAUUAUGGUCAACGGACAGCUGAAGGAGUACCAGCUGAAGGGUCUAGAGUGGCUCGUUUCGCUGUAUAACAACAACUUGAAUGGUAUUCUGGCCGAUGAGAUGGGUCUGGGUAAGACCAUACAGACCAUAUCUUUGGUUACCUAUCUAAUGGAUCGCAAAAAGGUCAUGGGCCCAUUUUUAAUUAUUGUGCCACUCUCCACGCUGCCCAAUUGGGUGUUGGAAUUUGAGAAAUGGGCACCCGCAGUGGGCGUGGUCAGUUACAAGGGCAGUCCACAGGGUCGCCGCCUGCUCCAAAAUCAAAUGCGUGCUACCAAAUUCAAUGUACUGCUGACUACCUACGAAUAUGUCAUCAAGGAUAAGUCCGUUCUGGCCAAGAUACAAUGGAAGUACAUGAUCAUCGAUGAGGGUCAUCGCAUGAAGAAUCACCACUGCAAGCUAACGCAGGUGCUAAACACACACUACAUUGCGCCCUAUCGUCUGCUGCUAACGGGUACUCCGCUACAGAACAAGCUGCCGGAGCUGUGGGCUCUGCUUAAUUUCUUGCUACCAUCCAUCUUUAAGUCUUGUUCCACCUUUGAACAAUGGUUUAAUGCCCCAUUCGCCACCACUGGCGAGAAAGUCGAGCUGAACGAGGAGGAGACCAUUUUGAUUAUUCGUCGUUUACAUAAGGUGCUGCGUCCCUUCCUGCUUCGCCGUCUCAAGAAGGAGGUGGAGCACCAGCUUCCCGACAAGGUCGAGUACAUUAUCAAGUGCGAUAUGUCUGCUCUGCAGCGAGUUCUUUACAAACACAUGCAAAGCAAGGGGGUGCUGCUAACCGAUGGCUCGGAGAAGGGCAAGCAUGGAAAAGGUGGCGCCAAGGCUCUAAUGAACACAAUUGUCCAGCUGAGGAAGCUCUGCAAUCAUCCCUUCAUGUUCCAGCAUAUCGAGGAGAAGUACUGUGAUCAUACGGGUGGACACGGUGUCGUUUCUGGACCUGAUCUCUAUCGUGUCUCUGGAAAAUUCGAGCUGCUCGAUCGCAUUUUGCCUAAGCUUAAGGCCACCAAUCAUCGUGUACUUCUUUUCUGUCAAAUGACUCAAUGCAUGACCAUUAUUGAGGACUAUCUUAGUUGGCGGCAGUUUGGCUAUUUACGUUUGGACGGCACCACAAAAGCGGAGGAUCGUGGCGAGCUACUCCGAAAGUUUAACGCCAAGGGCUCUGACUACUUUGUCUUUUUGCUAUCCACACGUGCCGGCGGUCUCGGCUUGAAUUUGCAAACUGCCGACACAGUUGUUAUAUUCGAUUCGGAUUGGAAUCCCCAUCAGGAUUUGCAGGCACAGGAUCGUGCACAUCGUAUUGGUCAGCGCAAUGAAGUGCGUGUCCUGCGCUUAAUGACGGUCAAUUCCGUUGAAGAGCGUAUUCUAGCCGCAGCGCGUUACAAGCUCAACAUGGACGAGAAGGUCAUCCAGGCGGGCAUGUUUGAUCAAAAGUCGACGGGCAGCGAACGUCAACAAUUCUUGCAAACUAUUCUGCACCAGGACGACAACGAAGAGGAGGAGGAGAAUGAAGUGCCCGAUGAUGAGAUGAUUAACAUGAUGAUAGCACGCAGCGAAGAGGAAAUUGAAAUAUUUAAGAAAAUGGAUGUGGAGCGCAAGAAAGAGGACGAGGAAAUUCAUCCGGGCAGGGAGCGUCUUAUUGACGAGUCAGAGCUGCCCGACUGGUUGACCAAGGACGAUGAUGAGGUUGAACGUUUCCAUUACCAAUACGACGAGGAUACUAUCUUGGGCCGCGGCUCGCGUCAGCGCAAGGAAGUGGACUACACGGACAGUCUGACUGAAAAGGAGUGGCUGAAGGCGAUCGACGACGGCGCGGAAUUCGAUGAGGAGGAGGAGGAAGAGGACUCCAAACGAAAACGGCGCAAGCGCAAGAAUCGGAAAGAGGAAUCUGAUGACGAUUCUGUAAUUCUUAAACGACGUCGUCGCCAAAACAUUGAUAAGCGAUCUAAAAAGCAAAUGAACAAGAUUAUGAGCGCUGUCAUUAAGCACACACAGGACGGUCGCAUCCUCUCCGAGCCGUUCAUGAAGCUACCCUCGCGACAGCGUUUGCCCGACUAUUAUGAGAUAAUCAAACGACCAGUGGACAUCAAGAAAAUAUUGCAACGCAUAGAGGACUGCAAAUAUGGAGAUUUGAAUGAGUUGGAAAAGGAUUUCAUGCAGUUGUGCCAAAAUGCCCAAAUUUACAAUGAGGAGGCCUCCCUCAUUUACAUGGAUUCUAUUGCAUUGCAAAAAGUAUUCGUAGGCGCACGACAACGCAUUACCGUGGCAGCGGCUGCGGCGCAAGAGGCAGCUGGAGACAACACGGGAGAAGGUCAUGGAUCGGAUAAUUCCGAAAAUGAGGAGGAUGAGGGCGAAGAGGGCUCGGAUGAUGAAGAAAUGGCGACGACUUCGGCCUCAGCCGUUAAGAUGAAACUUAAGCUAAACAAGUCAGUGGCCAGCGCACCUUCUACGCCCACUCAAACGUCAGCGGCAGCACCAAGCGGCGCUGCUACCACCUCCAAAAAGCAGACGCGCCGAAAACGUUCCCAGAAGAAGUACACUAUAUCCGAUGAUGAUGACGAUGACAUGGACUAGCUGCCAUUGGGAGUGAUCUUCAAGCGUGUCACGACCACGACGGACGGUGCAGACAGCGAUGCUUCAAAAUUAAGUUAGACAUUCAUUUCAUAAAUGCGCUUGAGUUAUAAUUGUACGUUUUCCCCAUUUGUUCUUACGUCCUUCCCUUCCCAUUUCUGUAUUUCAAAAUUGGUCUACCAAAGAGAAAUUAUGGUAAGGGAGGGAUAUUGAAAGCUUAGAUAAAAAUGUUGUCUAACCUUUUAAGUAACCCUCCCUUGACCUUCCCUUCUCUUGGGUAUUUUAUAAGUAAUGUAAUGCAUAUAUAUACAUACAUACAUAUAUUUAACUAAACUCUACAUACUUUUAAAUAAAUGCAUAC